This is a messenger RNA of Girardinichthys multiradiatus, 1379 nucleotides long. RefSeq names its product NME/NM23 family member 7 (gene nme7). Bases 151 to 1272 code for a protein of 373 amino acids. Lineage: Eukaryota; Metazoa; Chordata; Actinopteri; Cyprinodontiformes; Goodeidae. The record is from RefSeq and is a predicted model, not a curated record. The transcript is spliced from 12 exons. Gene Ontology annotation, molecular function: nucleoside diphosphate kinase activity; ATP binding. Gene Ontology annotation, cellular component: centrosome. Gene Ontology annotation, biological process: CTP biosynthetic process; GTP biosynthetic process; UTP biosynthetic process.
UAAUUGGCAUUCGUCAACAAUGUGCCGUGAACGCAUCUCGAGUUGUACCUGCAGUUACUAUAGAAACACAGCAUAGCCUGCGAUAGAUAAUGUUUGUUAAAACCGACAGACCACCGUAUUGGGUUAUAUAGAGUUAGUUAGCUUCUUAAAAUGGACCGGUAUGCUUUUCUCACUGAAUGGUAUGAUCCCACAGCAGCCCUGCUCCGGCGCUACCAACUGUUCUACUACCCCAAAGAUGGUUCUGUAGAAAUGUUUGACGUAAAGAACCAAAGGAUAUUUCUGAGAAGGACCAAAUAUGAUGACAUCCAUCUGGAGGACUUGUUUGUGGGGAACCGAGUAAAUGUGUUCUCACGGCAGCUAAAUCUGAUAGAUUACGGAGAUCAGUACACAGCAACCCAACUCGGCAGUAAGAAAGAAAGAACUCUCGCUCUGAUAAAGCCAGAUGUGCUUACCAAGAUAGGCGAUAUCAUUGAACUGAUUUACUCCUCCAACCUGAUUGUGACCAAAGCAAAAAUGACCAAUCUUACAUGGAACCAAGCGGCAGACUUUUAUGUGGAACAUCAGUCAAAGGCUUUCUUCAACAACCUGGUGCAGUUUGUGUCCUCUGGCCCCGUGGUUGCCUUGGAGCUGAUGGGUGACGAGGCCAUAUCCAUCUGGAAGAGGCUCCUAGGACCAGCAGAUUCUGCUUUGGCACGAAAGGAAGCACCGCAAAGCGUUCGAGCCCAGUUCGGAACGGAUGCCGUCAAAAACGUUUGCCACGGCUCCGAGUCAUUUGCUGCUGUGGCAAGAGAGCUUGAAUUCUUUUUUCCUUCAACGAUCGGCCAUGGUCCCUCCAACACAGCCAUCUACACAGACUGCACGUGUUGCAUCAUCAAGCCUCAUGCCAUAUCAGAAGGUCUAACUGGGAAGAUCCUGAACUCCAUAUCUGAAGCUGGAUUUAAAAUCUCUGCUCUCGAAAUGUUUAACGUGGACGCGGCAAACGCAGAAGAAUUCUAUGAGGUUUACAAAGGCGUCGUCACAGAGUAUCCUAGUAUGGUGACCGAGCUGUGCUCCGGACCCUGCAUGGUCUUAGAGAUUCAUGGCACAGAUGUAUCAAAGUCUUUCAGGGAAUUCUGUGGACCUUCGGAUCCUGAAAUUGCACGGCAUCUCCGACCCAACACGCUGCGCGCCCUUUAUGGCAAAGACAAAGUGAAAAACGCGGUGCACUGCACAGACCUCCCUGAGGAUGGAGGUCUGGAGGUGCAAUAUUUCUUCAAGAUUUUGGAUGGAUGAAAGCAAAGGACGAGACACACUUCAAACACUCAAGGACUUCACUGUUGUCUCAUUUUUCUGUUUAUUGUUUCAGCCUUGUCCAGAUUAAAUAAAGUGACAAGAUCAGA